Messenger RNA from Gregarina niphandrodes, 720 nucleotides. RefSeq lists its product as hypothetical. NCBI's taxonomy places the organism in Eukaryota, Apicomplexa, Conoidasida, Eugregarinorida, Gregarinidae. Bases 1 to 720 code for a protein of 239 amino acids. The record is from RefSeq and is a predicted model, not a curated record. The transcript has a single exon.
AUGAUAAACGAGACUAUGGUGACGGUUCCAGAGGUUGGCAAGAAGGUGACAGUGCAAACUGGCCAGGAGAAGAAAGUGUAUAAACGCGCUAUGUGCAAGAUGCCCGUCGGGGAAAGGAAGCGUUUCCGCAAGAGCCCGAGCGGCAGCUCCGACGGGAGCCCAAGUGCGGUGCCCUUGCGGGUCUUUCACCCUGAAGAGGCGGACCGCAUCGCCGUGCGCAUUCAGCAAGAACUGGACACCAAAUUAUUUACGUUGAAAAAUAAAAUAUACAAGGACUACAUGCCGGAGAUUGUCGGAUGGCACCGAAGCGGCGCGGAACUUGCAAGGGGAGGAGAACGACCCGUGAUCUCCUCCUUUCGUAGAAAACCAAUCUGUUUCCUAAAUGCGGCUGAACGGGGUUUGCUAGAGGGACUACCGCCCAUCGAACAGAUCAACUUCAAACACAUCACAGACGACGCCACUCGAGCCCUCCUAAUCGAUACUAUCACAUCAGUCGCCAACAAGGUUCUCUUCCUACUUCUGGUCGAGUACAAGUCUUGGUACCUACAAAAAAAUGUUCGUGGAGAACUCUCUCUUCAGAUCGCCCAACUCAUUUGGGGCGACAAAACCACACCCCAAGCAGUCGACUUCGUCCGCGGCUUCAUCGACGAACGAAGCCGCAACUUCCGUGACGUCGUCAGCCGCGUUUUUAAGAGAAACGCCAUCCGAAAUGCAUCAUGA